AUGGCUGCCAUGAACCGUCUGCUCAGAUCCCCAUCCUCCUCGCUUUCCCUUGCGCGGAGGUGUUUAUCCACCGCCGCCGCAUCGGAGACAGUGAAAUCGCAGCCCUACAUCCACACUCCUCUCGCGACGGGGCAAGAUCCCAAGGCUAAAAGCGUCCAGUGGGUGUUCCUAGGCUGCCCCGGCGUCGGAAAGGGGACUUACGCUAGUCGACUGUCCACUCUCCUCGGCGUUCCGCACAUCGCCACCGGCGAUCUCGUCCGUGAAGAGCUCAACUCGUCUGGCCCUCUCUCUAAGCAACUUGCAGAGAUUGUAAACCAGGGGAAAUUGGUUUCUGAUGAGAUAAUACUAAGCUUGCUGUCAAAGAGACUAGAGGCUGGGGAAGCUAGAGGUGAAUCAGGGUUUAUACUUGAUGGGUUCCCUCGAACAGUGAGACAAGCAGAAAUAUUGGAUGAAGUGACAGACAUUGAGUUGGUGGUUAAUCUCAAGCUCCCAGAAAGUGUAUUAGUUGAUAAAUGCCUCGGGCGAAGGAUUUGCAGUGAAUGUGGGAAGAAUUUCAAUGUGGCAUCAAUUAAUCUCAAGGGCGAAAAUGGGUCUCCUGGAAUGAGCAUGGCCCCUCUACUUCCCCCUCCACAAUGUGUUUCAAAGCUAGUCUCUCGAGCUGAUGAUACUGAAGCUGUUGUUAAGGAAAGACUUCGUAUAUACUAUGACAAGAGUCAACCGGUGGAGAAUUUUUAUCAUAGCCAAGGGAAGCUGCUGGAAUUCAAUUUGCCUGGAGGGAUACCAGAAUCUUGGCCAAAAUUGCUCGAAGUUCUCAACCUCGAUGAACACGAUGACAAACUAUCAGCUGCAGCUUAGAUCUCCGAUCAAUUGCUUAUUCCCUUUGCAUGAUUGAUGCAUGCAUGCUUAACAUUUUAUUCAAUUUUGCCCCUUUGACUGUCUCAGUUUCUGAAAAAUAACCAAACCUAAAGUCCCCUAGCCAAGUAAUUGUGCUGGACAAAUAGUAGAAUUUCUAGAAUUGCAUUUUUUUCUAAGAGGUAUGUUGUACCAUAGUAUCGGUUUAGUUAAAUGAGUUGCCAUUAUUUUUCCCCCUGAAAAGUGCCGUGUAAUAAGCUGCUAGUAGCAUAGACACUUCAUAUAAUUUUUCCCCCAGGCCAUUAAGGUGGUCUUCAUUGAUCUAUUUAAGAAGAGUUUCCUUUGUUCCUUAAA
Molecule: messenger RNA, 1206 nt
Organism: Ipomoea triloba (trilobed morning glory)
Lineage: Eukaryota; Viridiplantae; Streptophyta; Magnoliopsida; Solanales; Convolvulaceae
Product: adenylate kinase-like
Exons: 4
Coding region: 1-855 (284 amino acids)
Biological process (GO): nucleobase-containing compound metabolic process
Cellular component (GO): mitochondrion; cytoplasm
Molecular function (GO): ATP binding; AMP kinase activity
Source: RefSeq, a predicted model, not a curated record